Molecule: messenger RNA, 6684 nt
Organism: Chara braunii
Lineage: Eukaryota; Viridiplantae; Streptophyta; Charophyceae; Charales; Characeae
Source: the annotation of a GenBank genome assembly
GCCACGACACAGAGGGACAUUUUGGUUGGCAAGAGACAUUAGCCAACCUCAUACGUACGUAUGCAUGGCCAGGUUAUGGACAUAUACAGGGUGCCUUUGCAUUCUACAGUGCUUUUGAACUCGACACCGUACGUGGUUUACCGGGCAUUUGGAGCAGAAGAAACAUUUGAAAAGGUAGCAGCUGCAGUAGGAGCCACCGCAGUGCCCGUUACUGGUGCUAUGUCAUCUGCAGCAGCAAGUACCAGUAUACCUCACCCAACAACCUCUGGUUCUAAGGUCCACAGUCCUGAGAAGACAGCUUUGCAAGAAGCUAAGGAGGCCACUGCACUCUUAGGGACGGAGUCAGGAAUCGUUGCGGCACCAAUGAGGUUCAUCAAGAUGCCAUCAAUGAUGGUGCGCAAUGUGUCGAACAUGUUGCCGUUUCGAAGGCGAGAGACUGUUCUACCUGUUGAAGGUGUGAAGGAGCUUCGAGCACUCGUACACAGCAUCUUGGAACGGGAGGAGGAUGAGACCUUGAGGGAAGCGAGGAUCACGGUCACUGAUGAUGUUCUCGGAGAGGCCGUGAUGACGAGCAACAUGGUCGAAGAAGAGUGUGGCGACGUCUUUGGCACUGUGCGAGGUUGUGCAAGGGAUGAAGUGGGCACGUUUGGUCAAGCAGCAGACAAUGACGUAGAGGCAAUCAUGCCUGCGAUCGGUCUUGUGGAGGCCGCACACGAAGUCCAUGGAGAUGGACUGCCACCGGAUGGAGGAGACGAUGGUGUUGUCAGUGCAGAUGGUGAAGUAUUGCCCGUCGAGGUACGGGCGCCAGACUUUGAGGGUGUGGAUCACGACGAGAAGUUCCUUCUCGUUGGUGGGGUAAUUCAUCUCCGCGGGAAGAAGCUUCUUGGUAGCGAAGGCGAUGGGGUAUUCGCCUGGUGGAGCCUCGGGGUGAGUGGGGGAGUUCUUGAUGGAGGAGGUGUCGGCAGUGUCACGACGGAAAUGUUAGGACAGUAUGGCUCCAAUGGCGAAGUCGGAGGCGUCAGUGGUGACAUAGAAGUGGCGGGGGGGGGCGGCGAUCUUGAGGACGGGAGCCGUGGUGAUGGUUUGUUUGACGGAGACAAUGUGGCCGAGGUAUUCGACGCUCAAAGCAGCAAACAUACAUUUGUUGAGCUUGGCAUAAAAUUUUUGCUCUCGGAGGAUCGAGAGGACUUGGCGGAGGUGCUGAAGGUGGGACUCGAAGGUGGGGCUGAAGACAAGGAUGUCAUCAAGGUAGACGACGACACAGACUUCGAGGAGGUUGCGGAAGAUGUGGUUCAUGGUAGAUUGGAAGGUAGCGGGGGCAUUGCAGGCUGCGAUCGUGAUAUGGUGGCUUACUCGAAGAGAACCACUCUCCGUACCUUCCUAGAUGCGCUGCGCAACCGCUUCGAAGACAAGACUAAAGCCAUGAGGACCGCUGACAAGCUUAACAGCAUCCAUCUUCGAAAAUGGAAGAGUGUGUCGGCCUUGAAUGCCACAAUGGAUGAGCUGUUACAGAUCCCAAAUCAUGGACUGACUCCUGAGCAGAUUUUGAACAACUUUGCUAGAGCUCUCCCCGAUCCCAUCAAGAGCAAUCUCUAUGCUAAGGUCAAGGAGGAUGGGAUGACCUACGACCAAUUUAGCGGAUUUCUCGAAGAGUCAAACUGUCAUUUGUACAAAGACUUGGAGAAAAGAAAGCAUUGGAAAGGUAAGACUAUUGCGGGAAGUAUUACGGGCAAGGACAAUCUAGUAGUGAUGUUUGAAGGAGGAGGUUGUGAGGCCCUAACUUAUGAUCAAAUUGAGUAUGGAUUGGGUGAGGACAGUGGUGAAGUCCAGGGAGGUGAUUUCGCUGCUGUAGCUGAAAUGAAGAAGAGAAGAGGGCAGCUGAUUUUGGCAGAUGUAGAGAUUAGCCAAACACGAGUGGGAGCUUUAGUGGAUAGUGGCUCUACACGUAGUUUCAUUAGUAGAAGAGGACUGAAGAAGUUGCACUUAGGAAUGAAAGUGCAGAGGUUGAGUGAGCCGGUAGUGAGUAGACUGGCCGACAAUCACGAGAUGCGAGUGGAGGAGUACGUCGAGGGGAUCAAGGCAUACUUCCAGUUAGAGGAGGGAAAAAAGGUAGAGAAGGUUUUGCAUUUCCUUACCCUCUUAGUGGAGGACAACCUUCCCUUUGACUUGAUUUUAGGGACUAACUGGGAAGAAGCAGCCAUGGCAGACGUCAAGUUGGGCGAGCAUGAGUGCUCGCUGACUAGCCCCAACCGGGGCAAGAAGAAGAUAAGGUUGUUCCACAAGUUCGGUCUAGAGUCCCGCUUGUCUGUUUGUUGUAUGAGUGCCCCUGCGUUCGCCCGACUCGUGACAAAGGAGAAGCUGCAAGCUCAGGUCUUUGUGGCCUAUGUGAAACCGGUGAGGGAAGAGAGUAAAGGCGAAGAGAAGACACCUCCCCAAGUGGAGAACCUGCUCCAAGAGUUUGCUGAUGUGGGAGAAGCCCCAAGCGGAGCGGUAGAGUGGGAGAUCAAGCACCGGAUUGAGAUAGAACCUGGUAGCAAGAUUCCUAGGGGCCCGGUUUAUAGGAUGUCUCCCAAGGAACUUGAUGAACUGUGCAUGCAGCUAGAUGAGAUGAUUGAGAAGGGGUGGGUACAGCCCAGUUCAUCACCGUACGGUGCACCAGUUUUGUUUGUGCCAAAGAAAGAGGGUGAACUGCGAUUGUGCAUUGAUUACCGGGGAUUGAAUGCUAUCACAAUUAAGAAUGUUGAACUGUUGCCCCGGAUUGAUGAUUUGUUAGAGAGGGUGCAAGGAUGUAAGUAUUUCUCCAAGAUUGAUCUGAAGUCCGGGUACCACCAGAUUGAGGUACAGUCGGAGGACCAGCACAAGACGACCUUUAGGACUCGCUAUGGACGCUACGAGUUUGUAGUGAUGCCAUUCGGAUUGACUAAUGCCCCUGCAACAUUCCAAAGAUGCAUGAAUGAUUUGUUUAGAGAUUGGUUGGACAAACUUGUUGUCGUUUACUUAGAUGAUAUUCUGACUUUUAGCAAGAGUUUGGUAGAGGAUCAGACUCAUCUGCGUCAGAUCUUGACUAAGUUGCAUGAGUCUAACUUCAAGAUCAACCUGAAGAAGUCGGGGAUCGUGGUCACUGAUGAUGUUCUCGGGGAGACCGUGGUGGCGAGCGACAUGAUCGAAAAAGAUGACGACGAAGAAAUGGCGAGUGGGGUCAGCAAUCUUGAGGAUGGGGGCGGUGGUGAUGAGUUGCUUGAGUUUGUCGAAAGCGGCUUGGCGGCGUUCAAUCCACGUGAAGGACUUGGUGGCGCAGGUGAGCUCAUGGAGAGGGUAGGAGACGUCGGAGAAGUUUUGAAUGAACGGGCGGAUGGAGAGAACUUUGCGAAGGUGUUCGAGGUGGGAUUCGAAGGUGGGGCUAAAGACGAGGAUAUCAUCAAGGUAGAUCACGACACAGACUUCGAGGAGGUCGCGAAAGAUGUGAUUCAUGGUAGAUUGGAAUGUGGUGGGGGCAUUGGUGAGUCCGAAGGGCAUCACAAGGAACUCGUAGUGCCCGAAGCGAGAGUGAAAGACGGUCUUGUGGGUGUCCUCCUCGCGGAUGCGGAGCUGGUGAAAGCCACUGCGGAGAUCAAUCUUGGUGAAAUACUUGGCUCCACGGAGGCGAUCAAGAAGCUUGGAUAUGCGAGGGAGUGGGUACUUAUUCUUGAUCGUGAUCCGGUUCAGGGCACGGUAGUUUGUGCACAUGCAGAGUCCCAAGGUGUCGUUCUUCUUAACGAAGAGACACCUAGUUCUGAAGGGGGAGGAGCUAGGCUUAAUGAAUCCUUUCUCAAGGAGUUCAUUAAGUUGUCGCUUCAUCUCUUCGGCCUCAGGGACGGAGAGCUGGUACGGGGGGCAACAAGGAGGAGAGUGGUCGGGCUCGAGAUCAAUGGUGUGGGAUACACCGCGAUCGGGAGUUGGUUUGUUGGUGCCCCAAUUGGCGACAACGGAAGCAACCUCCUUUUGCUUGGAGUCGAGGUGAUAGUGGAGGUGGAUAAGAGGGGUUUUGAUUGGGGGGGGAUGGUUGAUGACUGUGUGACGGCGGGGGUUUUCGCCUUGGGCGAGAGGGGAGGUGGAGUGGCCACAGUGGAGGUAGUGGUGGAUGAAGAUGGUGGUGAUGUUGAUGUGGAGGUUGAAGCGGAGGCUUGUCCGGAGGAGGGGGUGGUUUGGGGUGUGGAGGAGGAGGGUGUGGUCGUGGUGACGACCGUGAUGGCGGGGGUGUUUCCCUCGAGCGUGGUGACACGGUCGGAGAUGGCGGCCAUGGUGGUGUUGAUGGUGUCAAGGGAGGAUUGGAGGGCGGUCAACGUUCAGAGGAAAGUUGCGAGUUCUGGGGUGGUGGUGGUCGAAGUUGGCGGAUUGCCUGCGAGUUCGCGGGCAAUGCUGUCGACGGAGUCGGAGCGAAGAUCAGACAUGGCGACGAUGUUCUCGACGAUGAUGACGUGGCACGGCGACGACGAUGACGAUGACGAUGAUGACGUGGCACGACGACGAAGCAGGGAAAUGUCCAUGGCCAUCCUGCGGCGGCAGAACGCUGUUGAGACAGCAGCUGCGGCUGCAUUCGAGUCUGUACAUCAGAACCAGGGCUACUUGACUCCAGCUUCUGCCUUGGCGAUGAAGACAGCGAUCGGGACAGGCUUGGGUGUGGCUCUUGCUGCCCUUCUGAGUUUUGGAGGCUCUUCUCACAGAUAGCCAAGUUUUCUCUUUGCUGAUCUGACUGGCAGACAAAGGUGUGAUGAUGCACUUAAUCAUGGAUAUGACUUGGUUCAUCUGACUGGCAGAAAAAGGUGUGAUGCACUAAGUCAUGGAUAUGGCUUGGUUCGUUGACUUGUCCGGGCUUGGUGGCGUAUAGCUAGCUGCGUGGCUCUUCAUGGCAGUUGUUGGAGCUGUAGAUCUGCAAACCUGCCCAUUAUUCAUUGGUAGGGGGACGGUCAACCCAAAAUUGGUGGGCGAUGGGAGCCUUCUGAGAUUGUGCUUUGGACUGCUCCAGAACCUUGAUGGCUCAAAUUCACAAUUUGAAGUUUCAAACUCGGUCCUCUUCGGACGUGUUCGAGGUUCAACGCAAACGUCAGAAUUCGAGUCCCAAAUUUGGAACUCGAAUUUAAGGAGUUAUGAAUCUUCUCAGAUGUCGACUCCCAAAUUUCGGACUUGAAUUCAAGGGGUUAUGAAUCUUCUAAGUUUCAGGGGGGUUAUGAAUCUUCUAAGUUUCAGGACCUUUCUGCUCCCGCUUUAUCCGCUACCAUUUCACAUCUCAACUUUUUGCAUCUAGAAGGCUGAGAUGUUGACCUUGGAUGUGUCUGAAGGUCUGUAUCCUUCAGAGUAUGAAGGUCUCGAGAGUCGAGACUUGCUUUAGACGUUAACUUUAGAGAUCAUAAGCUUGGUGGUCCAAAUUUCGAAUUCCCAAGCUCUGAAGCUGCAAACAGUUACCAUCUCUCUCUCUCUCUCUCUCUCUCUCUCUCUCUCUCUCUCUCUCUCUCUCUCUCUCUCUGGCGUGCGCGCGCGCGCUCGCUCUGGCAGCCGUGCACUUGUCCUCGCUUUGUCGUUCGCUCUCUCCCCUUCCACAGAAGGGAAACAGGGCUGUGGACUUUACACCGUUUACUGCUGUAUCAGAGAGUCGUGACCUUUUCUGGUGCUGGGUUAGCCCUUGCCAUCCUAGCUAGCAGUGGAAGAAGCAGCGAUACCAACCUCUUGCUGAACUGCAACAUUAUGGAGGAUGCCGCCCCUUGCUACAAAUUACCAGCUGCAGUACCCUCAUGUCUACUCUCUUUGCAUCUCUGUAGUCUUACCUCCCUCCCAUCUCUUCAGCUCUGCAUUCUUUCCCAUCGGCUUUUGUGUAUUCACUUCUUGCAUCUUCUUCCACAGUUAAUAGAUGAUUUCACAAGGUCCGUUCAUGUACAUUAGCAGAUCUUUUCCUAUUCUUCUCGACUCUACACGACUGACACUGUAGCUUUUUCCAACAUGCGGAGCUUUCAAGGUUUUUCUAGCGGAGGCCAUAUGCAUGUUAGCAGGGGAAUGCAGGUGAGGGGGUACAUGCAUGGGCCUGUUUAUGUACCGUAUCGGUAUGGGUAUUGGUGAACAAGUAGGGGGCCAUAAGUGUCACAGGGAAGCCCUUGGUCCCCCUGUAAUAUGUCUCAAACCCAUGUGCUGGGACUGCUAGUAUACCUGUGUGUGGGUCUUGACAUGGGUGCAUGUAGGUAUGGGGGCGUAGAAGCAGUGCUGGAACAGUCUCAUCCUGGGUGGGAUGAAGUUCCUAAAUAGGAAACCCAAGAACGGGGAGUAGAGAAGUUACGCUAAGCAUUUGCUUACGGGUUGGUUGUGAGGUGUUGGUACACUUCUGACUAGUACAUUCACUCGUCGCUGUUCCCUCUUUUCCUGCUCUGUUCAGCUUUCCGUGUAUGAUCUUUUUUCGGAGUCCUAUGGGUGAGAAUUGCCCAUAUUCGUGCCGACUGUAACCCCCUCUCUCAGUUUUUUGUGCGCUUUUUCCUUUGUGCGCAUGUGUGUGCAUGCGUUGGGAAAGAGCAACACAGAGGAUAAGCAUGGUGGAUGUCCCGUCUGGCCCCCAGAUAUGUGUACAGGAGCCCUUGGGCCCAGGACGGAAUCAGAUGACUCUGUACAAGAGCGAGUGCUCAGUAUCUCACUCGACAAGAGGGCUGAGAGUCCCCCAACAGA